Molecule: messenger RNA, 9145 nt
Organism: Larimichthys crocea (large yellow croaker)
Lineage: Eukaryota; Metazoa; Chordata; Actinopteri; Sciaenidae
Gene: zanl
Product: zonadhesin, like
Exons: 53
Coding region: 8-8593 (2861 amino acids)
Cellular component (GO): membrane; extracellular matrix
Molecular function (GO): calcium ion binding; protein binding
Source: RefSeq, a predicted model, not a curated record
GUUAGCCAUGGAUAAAUCAAUUUGUCUAAUUCUGCUCUUAUGGAUGUGUGGGUGCAGAGCAGGAGGACAGGCAGAGCACAGCCUGCAGGGAUCACAGAGAGAAAAUGCUGCAGUGCUGACCUCCUGUGACUUUAACCAGGACAGUGACCCGUUCUGCAGGUUCAGUCAGGACACCACAGACAACAAUGACUGGACAAGACAUAAAGGCUCUACUCCAACAGCUGACACUGGUCCCAGUGGAGACUACCCUGAUGGAAACGGCUACUAUAUCUACCAUGAGUGUGACAAUGUGGCUAAUGGACAGAAAGCCCGUCUGCUGAGCCCUGCCCUCUCAUCAUCAGCCUCUCAGAUCUGUGUCCAGUUUCGAUACUACAUGUAUGGCUCAGACAAUACCAAUGUGUUGAAGGUUCUGGUCAACAGACCAAGCGGUGAGGAGCAGGUCUGGAAGAAGACGGGUAUCCAGAGUCCAUCGUGGCUGCAGGGCUCUGUCACUGUGUCAAAACCCAGCAGUCAGAGCAUCCAUAUUGUGUUCGAGGCUCAGAGAGGCUUCAGUGCUUCCUGUGACUCAGCUCUGGACAACAUUGUCAUUAGUGAAGGAGCAUGUCCCUCCUGUGUUUCCGGCUGUGAUUUUGACACUCUUGAUGACCUUUGUGAGUGGAUGACUCGAACUGACAACCCUGAUUUGUUUGGCUUCAGUCAGUGGGUUGGGCCAUCGGGCACUGAAGGAAGCGGACCUGAUGAUGACUUCUCCAAACCUGGAUUGGGCGCCUACAUGUUGUUAGAAUCUCUGGAGGCUGUGCCUGGAGAAACGUCUCAGAUCAGAAGUCCUCUAAUAAACCCCUCUUCUGGAUGUCUGGACCUCACUUUCCACUAUUACCUGUACGGCACCAGCACCACCAUGGAGCUUAGUGUCCACACCAUGACCACAGAUGAAAGCCUUGGACCAGCUCUCUUCACUGUCAGAGGGAACCAGGGUCAAGGCUGGAAGCCUGCAGAAGUCCGCUAUCUGGGAACUGCUGCCAUUCAGUUUGUGAUUUUGGGUACAUUUGGGGAAACUCAUCUGACAGAUAUUGCUGUUGAUGCUGUGUGUGUGAUGGCCUGCAAAGCUCAGCCAACAACUCCUCAGCCACCGGUAACUACUCCAGGACCGACUACUCCAAAACCAACAACUCCUGGACAGACUACUCCAAAACCAACUACUCCUGGACCAACUACUCCAAAACCAACAACUCCGGGACCGACUACUCCAAAACCAACUACUCCUGGACCGACUACUCCAAAACCAACAACUCCUGGACCAACUACUCCUGGACCGACUACUCCAAAACCAACAACUCCGGGACCGACUACUCCAAAACCAUCAACUCCCGGACCAUCUACUCCAAAACCAUCAACUCCGGGACUGACUACUCCAAAACCAACAACUACAGGACCGACUACUCCAAAACCAACAACUCCAGGACAGACUACUCCAAAACCAACAACUCCUGGACCAUCUACUCCAAAACCAACAACUCCCAGACCAUCUACUCCAAAACCAUCAACUCUGGGACCAACUACUCCAAAACCAACAACUCCUGGACCGACUACUCCAAAACCAACAACUCCUGGACCGACUACUCCAAAACCAACUACUCCUGGACCGACUACUCCAAAACCAACUUCUCCAGGGCCAUCUACUCCAAAACCCUCAACUCCGGGACCAACUACUCCAAAACCAUCAACUCCGGGACCAACUACUCUAAAACCAACUCCUGGACCGACUACGCCAAAACCAACAACUCCCGGACCAUCUACUCCAAAACCAUCGACUCCAGGACCAACAACUCCAAAACCAUCGACUCCAGGACCAACUACUCCAAAACCAACAACUCCAGGACCAACUACUCCAAAACCAUCAACUCCAGGACCAACUACUCCAAAACCAACUACUCCAAAACCAACAACUCCAGGACCAACUACUCCAAAACCAUCAACUCCAGGACCAACUACUCCAAAACCAACAACACCUAAACCAACAACUCCAGGACCAACAACACCUAAACCACCAAAACCAUGUCCUCCUGAUGCAGAAUAUAUAGAGUGUGGUCCAGCUUGUAUCCCCACCUGUCAGGAACCCUCCACCAACUGUUCUGGUUCAUGUUUGAGUGGCUGCUUCUGCAAACCAGGGUUUGUCUUCAAAGGACGGCGUUGUGUGCCUCUGGAAAAAUGUGGAUGUCUGGAUGACAACAAUAAUUAUUAUGAGCCUGGUGAGAUUAUAUUUGGUGAUGGCUGCUCAAAGAUGUGCCGCUGUGUUGGGAACUACACAUUGGAAUGUGUUGAUAACUCCUGUGACCCCAGUGAAGAGUGUCGUGAUGUUAAUGGUGUUGCAGGAUGCUAUCCUAAAGGUACAUCCACAUGCAUAGCAUCUGGUGAUCCCCACUACACCACCUUUGACAAACGCAACUACAACUUUAUGGGCAACUGCAGUUAUUUGAUGUCUGGACCCUGUAACGAAACCACUCUGCCAUACUUUGAGGUCCAUGCUGACAAUGAAAAUCGCUUUAACAAACCUACCAUCUCCUAUGUGAAGGCUGUACAUGUAUAUGUACAGAUGGUGAAGAUCUCCAUCCUCAAAGGUGGCACAGUGCAGCUGAAUGGGACAAAUGUGAACCUGCCAGUGUCUCCGACCCCCAGUGUCUCUGUGUUCAAGUCAGGAAAGCACUACACUGUGUCCAUGAAUUUUGGUGUAACUGUUCGCUAUGAUGGAAACCAUUUCAUGGACAUCAAAGUAAUCAAAGACUAUCAGAACAAGCUGUGUGGGCUGUGUGGCGAUUACAAUGGAAAUACCAAAGAUGACUUCCGUAAACCAGAUGGAUCAUUGACCAACAAUGCCAAUGACUUUGGAAGCAGCUGGAACACUGACCCACAGUGUAAUAAGAAACCUAACACCACUAUCCCUGGGUGUGAUGAAGAUGAGCAGGAACUGUAUGAGAGUUCUGGAUACUGUGGCAUCCUGCUGGACAAAAAGGGUCCCUUCGCUGUGUGCCACCCCAGAGUCAACCCCAAUAAUUACUUCAAGGACUGUGUUUUUGAUCUGUGUGAGCUGGAUGGAGCCAAGCCUAUUCUGUGUGAAGCCAUUGAAGCCUAUGUCAAUGAAUGCCAGGACCGUGGGGUCAACAUUGGACCCUGGAGGAAUGAAACCUUCUGCCCUCUGAGAUGCUCCCCGAACAGCCACUAUGAGCCCUGUGCAGACCCCUGUCAGGAGACCUGUUCUGGGAAACCCCCAUCUUGCAGUGGGCCCUGCUCAGAGGCUUGUGUGUGUGAUCCUGGCUAUGUCCUGAGUGCUGGCAGGUGUGUCAAGAAGAGUUCGUGUGGCUGCAACAGAAAUGGCCAGUAUUAUGAGCCUGGAGAGGAGUUUUAUGUUGAGGACUGUCAGCUGAAGUGUAGGUGUGAUGCUCCCUUCGUUACCUGUGUGGCCUCUGAAUGCCCCCCAAUGCACGAGUGUAAACUCCAGGGUGGAGAGCUGGGAUGCUAUCCCACAGGCUCUCAGGACUGUAUUGUGUCUGGAGAUCCUCACUACAACACAUUCGAUAAGAACUUCUACAGCUUCAUGGGAACAUGUACCUACACAUUAGCCAGAACCUGCAAGAACAACACAGGUCCUUGGUUCUCAGUAGAGGGAAAGAAUGAGGAGAGAGGAGUGUCAGGAAUAUCGUACCUGAGAAAACUCUAUGUGACAGUGAAUGGAGUCACUGUGACGCUGAUGAAAGCCAGGAGGACGCUGGUGAAUGGAAGGCGGGUGGCCCUCCCUCACUCCCCCUCUCCUCUCAUCUCCCUCAGUCUUGCCGGUCAGUACAUCACCCUGCAGACAACAUUUGGUCUCCAAGUGCGAUGGGAUGGAAACCAUUACGCCCAGAUCACAGUUCCCAGCUCCUACCACAAACAGAUGUGUGGUCUCUGUGGUAACUACGAUGGGAGCCCAGACAAUGACUUCACCAAACCAGAUGGCACUCUGGUAGGAAAUGCCAAUGACUUCAGCAACAGCUGGCAGACAGAAGAGGAUGAGGAUGAUGUGUGUUCCCAAGGCACCAAGCCUGAAGAAUGUGACCCCAAAUUUCAGGCUGAGAUGGAGAAACCAGACAAAUGUGGCAAAAUCACAGACCCUGCUGGACCCUUCAGGGAGUGCAUCAGUGUAGUGAAUCCCACUCCAUUCUUCAAGAGCUGUGUGUUUGACAUGUGUCAGUUCGAUGGCCAACAGCAAGUACUGUGUGACCAGCUCCAAGCCUAUACUGAUGCCUGCCAGAGUGCCGGAGCCAAAGUCCACCCAUGGAGGAAUGCAGACUUCUGCCCCCUGGCCUGUCCUCCCAACAGCUCCUACUCUCUGUGUGUGAGCUCGUGUCCUGAGACAUGUCUAGGCGUGGUCGGACCGCCCGGCUGUGAGGACGUGUGUGUGGAGGGUUGUGAGUGUAACCCAGGCUUCAUCCUCAGCGACAACAAGUGUGUGGCAAUGAAGGACUGUGGCUGUGUGGACAGCAGUGGAUCCUAUCACCCUGUGGGUGAUGACUGGUACUUGGAGGGUUGUGGACAGAAGUGUGUGUGUCAGAAUGGAGGUUUGAUCCAGUGUCACAAUACCAGCUGUAAACCAACCACUGAGAGCUGCCAGCUCCACGACGGAGAAUUUGAAUGUCGUCCUCUGGGAAACGGUGUCUGCUCAGUAUCUGGUGAUCCCCACUACACCACAUUUGACAAACACACCCACCAUUAUAUGGGAGCCUGCUCCUACACCCUGACCAAACCUUGUAACGUCUCCUCCAACUUGCCAUACUUCACUGUGGACACCCAGAAUGAACACAGGGGAAGUAAUAAGAAGGUCUCCUAUGUGAGGGCCGUGGUGAUCAACGUGAGUGGAGUGACUGUCAUUCUCGGCAAGGGCCGCACAGUCCAGGUCAAUGGAACGGUGGUCGUCCCACCUAUCACCUCCAUCAGUGGAGUUCAAAUCUACUUGAGUGGAAAGUUUGUUGUCCUGGAGACAUCCUUUGGCUUGAGGGUGCGUUUCAACGGUGACCACCAUGCUGACGUCACCGUGCCAACCUCCUACAAUGGCCUGCUCUGUGGCAUGUGUGGAAAUUUCAAUGGAAACUCCAAAGAUGACAACUUGAAACCAGACAAUACGCCAGCUGCAAACACCAAUGAACUGGGAGACAGCUGGCAGGUUCCUGACCCACGGCCGGACUGUACCAACGGUGGAGGACAGGAAGACUGCGAUAAAGAGGUGGAGGAGGAGGCCAAGAAACCCACCAGCUGUGGCAUGAUCACUGACCCCAAUGGUAUCUUUAAGCCUUGCCACUCUGUGGUUCCCCCCGAGUCAUUCUUUGAAAACUGUGUGUACGACAUGUGUGCCACUGGAGGUCAGACCGUGGCUCUGUGCCAGGCCAUAGAGAGCUACGCUGACAUGUGUGCUGCUGCAGGAGUUCCCAUUGCAUGGAGAAACAACACCUUCUGUCCUCUGAAGUGCCCCCCCAACAAUCAUUACAACCCAUGCAGCUCCGCCUGCCCUCAGCCCAGCUGUCAAAACCCUGCGGGCUCCAGUGGCUCCUGCCAGCAGCCUUGUGUGGAGGGAUGCGUCUGUAACCCUGGCUUGGUCCUCAGUGGAGACAAAUGUGUCCCGGUCAGCGAGUGUGGAUGUACUGAUGAAGAUGGAAAGUACCAGCCGGUGGGAGACACUUGGUUCUCUAAGAUGGACUGCUCUGAGCGCUGCAAGUGUAACAGCAACAACAAUGUCACCUGCGAGCCUUGGCAGUGCAGCCCUGCACAGGAGUGUAAAGUGGUUGAAGGAGUGCUGGACUGUCACUCGACAGGUAAAGGAGUGUGUCACGUGGCUGGAGAUCCUCACUACUACACUUUUGAUGGUGUGAUGCAUACGUUCAUGGGUACCUGCACUUACACUCUGGUGGAGGUGUGUAACACCACUAGGGUAGUUGACUUCAAGAUCGUGGCUAAAAAUGAGGAGCGUGGUCAACCGGAGGCCUCCUACGUUCGUUCUGUCAAAAUCUACUUGCCUCAUGACACCGUGGUUGAACUGCAGAAGAGCAGGAGAGUUCUGCUAAAUGGACGGCGUGUGCGAACCCCAGUUUCCAUUGAUUUAGCCGGAGCCAAGGUGAUAACCAGUGGAUCGUAUAGUCUGCUGGACACAAACUUUGGUCUGCGGGUGAAGUUUGACGGAGUCCAUCACCUGGAAAUCUCUGUUCCUGGAGAAUACUUCAACAAGCUGUGUGGCAUGUGUGGGAACUACAACCACAAUUCCUCAGAUGACAACUUGAUGCCCAACAAGAAACCAGCCAAGGACGUGAUUGAACUGGGCAACAGCUGGAAGUCAGAAGGAGACAGUGAUGCUGGCUGUCAGCCAGACACUCGUCCAGACAUCCACCCCAACUGCACUACAGAAGAAGAGAAGCAGUACGAGGCGCAGUGUGCCGGGGUCAUCCUCUCUGACCACUUCAAACCCUGCCACUCUCUGGUGCCCCCCGAGGCCUUCCUGGGUAACUGCAUCUACGACAUGUGUGAGUACGAUGGCAUGCAGGCAACGCUCUGUGACAACGUGGAGGCGUAUGCUCAGGCCUGUCAGAGUGCCGGAGUCACCAUCAGCUGGAGGAACAACACCUUCUGCCCCCUGCCCUGCCCUCCUAACAGCCACUACUCAGACUGCACCGCCCCAUGCCCCCCCACCUGCUCCGACCUCUUCCCCAUGUUCUGCCAUCUCCCUCCAACCACAUGUGUCGAGGGAUGCCAGUGUGAUGCUGGCUACGUACUCAGUGACAACAAGUGUGUUCCCCUGGCCAAGUGUGGCUGUCUGGACUCAGAUAGAGAGUACCAUGAUGUUGGAGACUCGUGGCUCACAGAUAAAUGUGUUGAAACCUGUACCUGUAACCUGGGUGGCAAAAUCAUAUGUAAGGACCACAGCUGUAACUCCAACUCAGUGUGUGCUCUGGACAAAUAUGGAGACUUCUACUGCAAACCGUCAAAGUUUGAUACGUGCACCAUCUCCGGGGAUCCUCAUUACCGAACAUUUGAUGGUUUCACUCAUCACUUCCAGGGUCCCUACACUUAUGUCCUGACUCAGGGCCACAACCUGGAGAACUUCAACCUGUUGCCCCUGGUGGUGAGGGGGAAGAACAUCAGACGUGGGGGGAACAGAAGAGUGUCAUUCCUGGAUCAGAUGUACAUUGAUGUUUACGGUGUUAAUGUUCGCUUCCUGCAGAAGAAGAGCGUCCUGGUGAAUGGGGAGCGUGUUGCACCUCCUCUCAGUCCAGUUGAUGGAUUGACCGUUACAAUGAAUUCCAGGCAGGUCCAGCUCACCACUGACUUUGGACUCACUGUACGAUUUGAUGGCAAAAGUCGCGGAGAGAUCAUACUGCCCAGCACCUAUAGGCACUCUGUUAGAGGACUGUGUGGAAACUACGACGGCAUCACCAGAAAUGAGUACAUGAAGCCGGACGGGACAGUGGUCAGGAAUCUGAACGAAUUUGGAGAAAGCUGGAGGGUCUCUGAACGACAGGCUGAUGGACUGAAGAUCUUCCAACUUCCUCACACAGUCCACUCCCACAGGCGAGAGGUGGAGACUGAUCCAGAUUCAGGAUUCGAGACAUCAGACUGCUCUCAGUCUCAGCUCAAUGACUACAACAGUGUGGCUCAGUGUGGAGCACUGUCUGAUUCCAAAGGGCUGUUUGCUGCCUGCCAUGCAACUCUGCCACCUAAAUCCUACCAGGAUGACUGUGUGUUUGACCUGUGUGCUGAUCGGGGCAGUGCAGAGCUGCGUUGUGCCAGUUAUGAAACAUACGCUGCCGCCUGUCAGGAGGCUGGAGUCAAACUGGGAUCCUGGAGGCAGCUGCUGGGCUGUGUCCUCCACUGUGAUGCCAACAGCACCUAUUCCUCCUGCAUGUCACCUUGCCCCGCCUCCUGCGCUGACCUGGCAGCACCCUCCGAGUGUGACACCACUUCCUGUAUGGAAGGAUGCCAGUGUGCCGCUGGCUUUGUCAUGAGUGAGGGGAUCUGUGUGCCAUACACAGAGUGUGGCUGCAACUUCCUCAACAGAUACUACCCUCUGAAGGAGAAAUUUGUGACUGAGGACUGUUCUCAGUCCUGUGAAUGCAUGAGCACAGGCGCUGUGUGCCAACCCAAGACCUGCCAGGACAACUACGUCUGCACCAUCUACAACUUCAAACGGGACUGCUACAGAGCGAGUCCGUGCCUCAGUACCCCCUGUCUGAAUGGAGGAACAUGUAAGGAGGGCAGCAACAACACAUACACCUGUCAGUGUCCAGAGGGCUUCGAGGGCAAAGCCUGUGAGGUGGAGAUAACACAGACUGAAGGACUGGAAACCAAGUGGAUCAUCCUGAUCGUGGUCCUGGUCGUGGUGUUGGCCGUCAUCUUUGUGAUCACCAUUGUGUGUGUUUGCAAACGCAGAAACAAGUCACACGUUUAUGUAAUUCAGAAGCUGCAGUCAUCUCACAGUGGGAAAAAGAAGAAUGAGGAGAGAAUCAGCAUGAGAUCAUCAAGUGUGAAAUACAAAGACAUGGAUAAGGAAAAACCUGAUAAAAUGAGUUCUAUGUGAUGACCGUGUGAUCUAUGUGUUUACCUUAAUGUACCCUGCCGUAUGAGGCGGGCAUACACAGUGUGUUCUGAACUUUAUUCAGCAGACCUUCAAAGACAAAUAAAACUGUAAGAAAUGAAGGAAGUAUUUUUGUCUUGUCAGUGAUGUGAAUAUUAUAGAUAUGUGUUUUGCUUUCUUAACUUAUGCUUUUGACGAUGUACCUAUAGUCAGAUGUGAACAUUUAAUUAACAGAAAAGUACAAAUCUCUCUGUGUGCCUGUAAGUGUAUCUGUAUGUUUGGAAUGAAAUGCAUACAAAACUUAUGUAUUUAAAGUGUGUUUCUCUUUGUUAAAAAACAAACAUCCAUCACACACAGCAGGUACUGUGUUUUCAUUUUUAGACUCACACUUUCACUUCUAUUAACACUCAAACACUGAUUAUUUCAUCCAUACAAAAGAUGUAAAACAAAACAAAAAACGAUUGUGAGAAGAAUAAACUGAAUAAAGCCAAAUGACAUGCUGUAUACCUGUAAUUAAUAUUCAAGCACAAUGCAAAGUCAUAAAAUUGAUUCUGU